GGAAGAAGUGUCUCCUUCCUUUUCCUUUUCCCAGGUCUACACGGCACAGCCACCGCCAAACAUGCUCUCCGUCUUCUCCAGAAACCUAUAGUUCUCUCUCGCUCUCGCUCUCUCUCUCUCUCUCUCUGAAAUUCAAACCCUAAAACCCUACCCAAGCUGAUCGAACACCGGAGAACUGUGUGCUAGAUUCAUGGAAUCAAGAGGAUCGUCGCAGCUAUUGGCGCCGGGGUUCCGGUUUCACCCCACCGACGAAGAGCUCGUCGUCUACUAUCUGCAGCGCAAGAUCCGCUCUCUCCCCCUCCGCUUCGAUUGCAUCUCCGAGAUCGAUAUUUACAAGGUCGAGCCCUGGGAUCUCCCAGGCAAGUCAAGACUGAAGACCAGAGAUCUUGAGUGGUACUUUUUCAGCAUGCUUGAUAAGAAGUAUGGGAAUGGUGCAAGGACUAACCGGGCAACUGAAAAAGGGUAUUGGAAGACUACCGGAAAGGACAGAGGUGUUUAUCAUAGGUCUCACGUGGUGGGGAUGAAGAAAACACUGGUCUAUCACAUUGGCCGUGCUCCAAAGGGGCAGAGGACUAAUUGGGUGAUGCAUGAGUACAGACGUGUAGAUGAGAAAUCAAGUAAAUCUGGACUUGUUCAGGAUGCAUUUGUGUUAUGCAGAGUAUUUCAAAAAAGUGGGGCUGGGCCAAAGAAUGGGGAACAGUAUGGAGCACCUUUCAUUGCGGAAGAAUGGGAGAUGGAUGAGUCAGGAGCGGCCCCUAAGGCAGAGUUAGCUGAGGAUUUUGGAUUUCUGGAUGGUAUAUGUUUGGAUGGGGAUGAACUUGAGCAGAUUCUUGGGGUAGACACUCCCUCAGAUGGUGCUAUGGCUCAUGUGAACAAUGGUACUGUCUACUUUGAUAACUCGGCUGAACAUGUUGAAGAUAUCCAGAAUAUCAUAGUGAAUGAUGUUGAGCACCCUUGUGGGUCACAAAAUUCUGAUGAGCAAAGGUCCUAUGAUCAGCCAAUUCAUGAUUUUGAUCCUAAGUCUGCUGUCAAGCAUGAAUACAUGGGUGAAUCUAGCAAUGACACAACCUCUGAAAAUCUGGAUAGCAUUCUUAAUGAACCACUCGUGGUUUCUACUGGCCAAUUUCAGUUUAAUGAUGGAACAUUCCUGGAAACCAAUGAUCUCUCAAAUCCUGUUAAGGCAGAUAAUUCAGGUUUUGAAAUGCUGGAGGAAUACCUUAAUUUUUGUGAUGCCACCGAUGAUUUCCAGGACAUACUAUUUGAUCCUGCGAUGUUGGCGGGGAGUGAUGAAUUUCUUGGAGAACCACCGUCAUUUGUUAAUACGGAUGCAUGCGAAGCUGCUAGAACUGCGAUUUCACCCAAUGAGAAGUCCCUUGGUGAUGAGCAUAAAAUACCUGAUAUUCCGGCAUUUUCAAAGCCCGCCCUUACCAAAUUGGGGUCAGAAUACAGACAACAUCCAUUCAUCAAGCAGGCAAGUCAAAUGUUGGGCAACAUCCCUGCUCCUCCAGCAUUUGCGUCAGAGUUCCCAAAGGGUGCGGCUGCAGCAGCACUGGUCACUGGAGCAUCAAGUUCGGUCCACGUUACUGCCGGUUUGAUACAAAUAAGGGACCUCACUCUCCUCUGUGGCAGCAAGCAGCACGCCGGGCAGGAUUACAAUUUCAUCCUUUCUUUUGGCAGCUUGGAACCAGGAGUCAACCGUCGUCACGAAAAGCCCUCAUCAACAGUAUCUUCUGCCCUUGGAGGUUGGUUCUUCUCUCUCUUCUUCUGGGUCAUAAUGCUUCUUUCCAUUUCUAUCAAGAUCGCGACCUACGUCUACGCACAGUAAGGUUAAACUGGUAAAAGGCUCCAUUUCAUCGCCAUCAUCAGGCAACUUUGGAAGUCUCGUAGUUAGUUACUCUCAAAGGCACAUCUGUUUCGGGGUGUGUUGGAUGUUGGAUAUUAAACUGUGCCCUCCCUCCCCUCCAUUGCAAUUUUACUAUUUAUUACCUCAUCUCACUGACUGACUCAUGAUGAUUUAACUUUGGUAUAGUUGUUGGUAUAAUUAUCGUUAACAUAAACUUGGUAUACAAAUAGAACUCGGCUCGUUCUAUAUUUUACCCUCUCUAGUUCAUCACUUUUAUCGCAUGGCGUUUGGAAUUACACUGAGUUAAUGAAUGCUAAUUACUAUG
This is a messenger RNA of Cuscuta campestris, 2168 nucleotides long. Lineage: Eukaryota; Viridiplantae; Streptophyta; Magnoliopsida; Solanales; Convolvulaceae. The record is from the annotation of a GenBank genome assembly.